CAUUGCCAUGUUUGCGGAAGCUUGGCCACAGUAGCUAGCUCAAGUUGCCCUUUUUUAUCUCGUGAAUAUAGUAACUAGUUUAUUAAAUAAUCUAAAAUGAAUUUGCCAAAGGGACCAGAUUCCUUGUGCUUCGACAAAGAUGUUUUCAUGAAGGAUGACUUUGAUGUGGACCAGUUUGUGGCUGAGUGUCGAAAGCAGGUGCAGCUGGAGGAGAUGAGAGAGGACCUGGAACUGUAUUACAAGCUGCUGAAAACAGCCAUGGUGGAGCUCAUCAACAAGGACUAUGCAGACUUUGUGAACCUCUCCACCAACCUGGUGGGGAUGGACAAAGCCCUUAAUCAACUUUCAGUGCCCUUGGGACAAUUGCGAGAAGAAGUAAUGAGUUUGCGGUCCUGCGUAAGCGAAGUGAUACAAGCUAUUGAUAACCAGCUAUCCAAACAAGAAGACCUACAGAAAAAAAAGGUGUGUGUAUUGAGGUUAAUUCAGGUGGUGCGCUCAGUGGAGAAGAUUGAGAAGAUCCUUCAUUCACAGAACUCAAAGGAAUCCAAUUCUCUUGAAAUCAGCAGUCCCUUGUUGGCAGGUCAAAUCCUGGAGAGAAUUGCUACAGAAUUCAAUCAGCUGCAGUUCCAUGCAGUUCAAAGUAAAGGCAUGCCCCUGCUGGACAAAGUCAGACCUCGCAUAGCAGGGAUCACCUCCAUGCUGCAGCAGUCUCUGGAGGGCCUGUUGAUUGAGGGCCUGCAGACGUCCAACGUGGACAUGGUGCGUCACUGCCUCAGGACGUACGCCACCAUCGACAAAACACGAGAUGCUGAAGCUCUGGUAGGACAGGUGCUGGUCAAACCAUACAUGGACCAGGUGAUAGUUGAAGAAGUAGUGAAGUCUAAUCCAAGUGGUCUCCAGAUGAUGUACACCAGACUGCUGGAGUUUGUUCCUCACCAUUGCAGACUUCUAAGAGAGGUGACUGGAGGAGCUAUAUCCAGUGACAAAGCUGACACAGUUCCAGGUUAUGAUUUUCUGGUGAACUCGGUGUGGCCUGAGAUGAUUAAAGGAAUAGAGGAAAGGUUGGCAUACAUCUUCAACCCUGGAAACCCAGAUAUCUUCUAUGAGCGUUACAGUGUUAGUAUGGAGUUUGUUCGACGGUUUGAGCGACAGUGCAGCUCACAGGCCAGUGUGAAGAGACUAAGAGCUCACACCUCAUACACCAACUUCAACAACAAGUGGAACCUGCCCGUCUACUUUCAGCUACGGUACAAGGAAAUAGCUGGGUGCUUGGAGAAUGCCAUAAGUGAUGGAUUGGAGGCAGCACCAGCUGGUAGUGCAUACCACUUGCAGGUUUCUGAGGUUUUAUGGACCUGUUUAGUGAAGUGCUGGUCUGACAAGGUAUAUCUGUCACCUCUGGCCCAUCGCUUCUGGAAACUGACUCUGCAGCUGUACUCGCGAUAUGCCAAGUUUCUUGAUGAGGUGUUGACAAAAACUCCGCCCCCUGAAGUGCCGAAGGAGCCAGUCCGGCCGCUGCCCAGCUCGGCCUCCUCCACCUCCAGCCGAACAUCACUAGAUGAGGGAGGCAGUGAGAGCGGAGGUCCUGCCUCUCUGUCCACCAAACAGCUGGUUUACAUCGCCGCUGACAUCCAGAAGCAUCAGGAGCAGAUUCCAGAGUUGUCAGAGAUGGUCAGGCAGAGGUUGGAAGCCAUUGAAUUCAAGAACUUUGCUGCUAUUGAAAAUGCUCUGGCGGACUCCAAGUCUUGCCUGUCAGCCAGUGCUCCUUUAUUGAACACCAGGAUGACGCAGCAUCUGACUGAACGCUGCUGCCGCUUCCUGAAAAGUGCCUCUGAGGUUCCAAGACUCUACCGCAGGACAAAUAAAGAUCUUCCUGUGCGUGCUUCAGCUUAUAUGGAUAACGCCUUAAAGCCAUUACAUCAGUUGCUGACUGACUCCACAGGGCUGGUUACUCCCCAGACAGCACAAGAAUGGCUGCGAGUUGCACUGUCUGACUGUACACAGAAGUACUACGAGACCAUCUCAGAGGUUCUGAGAUCAGUGAAAAAGAUGGAGGAGAGUCUGAAGCGUUUAAAGCAAGCCAGAAAGGGUGCAGCUGCGACUACCACAACAGGGGCUAAUGGUGGACCGUCGGAUGACAGCAAGAUUCGGCUUCAGCUGGCGCUGGAUGUGGAGUAUUUGGGGGAACAGAUUCAGAAAAUGGGCCUUCAGCCGACUGACAUCUCCAUGUUCUCCACCCUGAUGGAGCUCGUGAAGGAAGCCCGAGAGCUCGCAGAACAGAACCAGUAGAAUAAUGACUGUAAAGUGACUGUAAUUCCUAAAUGUCACGUUCACCUCCACAUUUCCUGGAGACUUGCGGAGGACACUAACCUGAGGCAGAAGAUGAAGUAUGCAGCAGUGAUGAGACUAAAGAUGGAAAAUAUCUGAGGUCUGGAGUCACCAUGCAAACCUCAGGCCACAGUGCACAUAUUUUAAAGAGUAAAGAAUUGUAUCUUAAUGUGGCAUCAUAUUCCAGAUACUACUGAGUAGUUAUAUGAACUUUUCUGUACAUACUAUUGCACUGAGCUUCCACAGGUCAGAAUGUUGUAUAUCAAAA
Nematolebias whitei (Rio pearlfish) is the source of this 2593-nucleotide messenger RNA. It is a transcript of the gene cog2, whose product is annotated as component of oligomeric golgi complex 2. The coding region runs from base 97 to 2286 and encodes 729 amino acids. Gene Ontology annotation, cellular component: membrane; COG complex. NCBI's taxonomy places the organism in Eukaryota, Metazoa, Chordata, Actinopteri, Cyprinodontiformes, Rivulidae. The transcript is spliced from 18 exons. The record is from RefSeq and is a predicted model, not a curated record. Gene Ontology annotation, biological process: intra-Golgi vesicle-mediated transport; Golgi organization; protein transport.